AUGAGGCCCACAGAUUCUGAUGAAUCAUUAAUAUUUCAACAGUCAGACGUGGUUACAGAUACAUGUAUUCAGGGUACAGAGUCUCUGAUAGUCGGCAUCCUCCAGGCUCAGGACCUGCCAGCCAUGGACAUGGGAGGGACGUCCGAUCCUUACGUCAAAGUCUACAUGCUGCCGGACAAGAAGAAGAAGUUUGAGACCAAAGUCCAGCGCAAGAACCUGUGUCCCGUCUUCAACGAGACCUUCAACUUUAAGAUCCCCUACAAUGAGCUGGGCGGUCAGACUCUGGUGCUGCAGGUGUUCGACUUUGACCGUUUCGGUAAACAUGACGUCAUCGGUGAGAUCAAGAUCCCCAUGAACAGCAUCGACCUCGGACAGCCGCUGCACGAAUGGAGGGAUCUGGUUGGAGGAGAGAAAGAGGAGCAAGAGAAACUGGGUGAUAUCUGCAUUUCCCUCCGCUACGUCCCCACGGCCGGCAAGCUAACGGUUAACGUCAUGGAGGCCAAGAACCUGAAGAAGAUGGACGUCGGAGGACUGUCAGAUCCCUUUGUUAAGGUGGUGCUGCAGCACAACGGGAAGCGACUGAAGAAAAAGAAGACGUCCGUCAAACAGAACACUCUGAAUCCUUACUUCAACGAGAGCUUCAGCUUCGAGAUCCCCUUCUCUCAGAUCCAGAAAGUGCAGGUGCUGAUUACCGUCUACGACUACGACAAACUGGGCAGCAACGACCCCAUCGGUAAAUGCUGGAUCGGCUACGGCGCCUCGGGCGUCGGCCUGCGCCACUGGUCAGACAUGCUGGCCAAUCCCCGGCGUCCAGUGGCCCAGUGGCACACGCUGCUGCCGGAGGAGGAGGUGGACGCCGCUCUGAAGGCCCCCAUCCGCUAAACACACUCACACAGCACAGCAUCAUCUGCACAGAGGGGGUAACGGCGUAGUUAUACUGUAACACUGUCAAACUCAUUUUGAUACGAUGGUAUAAAAAACAUCAUCCUUUCUUUUUGAGUAACUCUAAGCUGCUGCUGAAGAGAUGAAGUGUGUACUUUCUUCUUUUGGUUCCCUCUUUUUGACCCCGUAAACUCCAGAAAGUCGAAACUUGACUCUCCCUGUGGAUUAUAUUUAGUGACAUGUUUUUACUGAUGAUCUUUGUGGCUCCUUCUCGUGUUUGGAUGAGUGGAGAUGCUGUCUGAAGUGUCUGGUGUGUGCACAUAUUGAUGUUUAACCAUUUUAUGUAUCUACAAACCACUGAUAUGUUACAUUUGUUAAUAUGUCAGGGAUCCAUUGAAACUUUCGUCGAAACGUUUUCUGUUGUGAAUACGCUGUGGUUAACGUGUUUAUGUUUAGGCUCAAAACCACUUGGUUACAAUAAGGAAAAGCUGUUUUGGAUUAACACGUCCGGUUUGGUAGCAACAAACACGUCUUGAAAUGUAAAAAAAAAAACCUUUUUUGUUGUCUGAAAUACUUUAUAUCUAGAAAACAUACAAAUGUAACAUA
This is a messenger RNA of Plectropomus leopardus (leopard coralgrouper), 1488 nucleotides long. The record is from RefSeq and is a predicted model, not a curated record. NCBI's taxonomy places the organism in Eukaryota, Metazoa, Chordata, Actinopteri, Perciformes, Serranidae.